Triplophysa rosa is the source of this 1388-nucleotide messenger RNA. RefSeq names its product CD81 molecule b (gene cd81b). Gene Ontology annotation, cellular component: membrane. The coding region runs from base 146 to 862 and encodes 238 amino acids. The record is from RefSeq and is a predicted model, not a curated record. NCBI's taxonomy places the organism in Eukaryota, Metazoa, Chordata, Actinopteri, Cypriniformes, Nemacheilidae. The transcript is spliced from 8 exons.
CAGAAGAGAGACGGACCGCAUGCUCAUAUACAGUUUAGUAUUGUAUACUAUCAGUCUCUGUUAUACUGGGACUCUUAUAUUUUUACACUAAAUCUACAUCAUUUCAGUGCAUCUUCAAUAACUUUUAACAUCUAACCAUCAAGCCAUGGCUGUAACCGGCUGCUCUCAGUGCAUUAAAUAUAUGCUCUUCUUCUUGAACUUCAUCUUUUGGUUGGCUGGUGGUGUGAUUCUGGGUGUAUCUCUGUGGCUUCGCCAUGACACUCAAACCAGUAACCUCCUGAUGCUUCAGUUUGAAGGGACCCAAGCUCCAGGCACCUUUUACAUCAGUGUCUAUGUUCUCAUUGCGAUUGGAGCAGUAAUGAUGUUUGUGGGAUUUCUCGGUUGUUAUGGGGCUAUUCAAGAAUCGCAGUGUCUCUUAGGAACGUUUUUCACAUGUUUAGUCAUUCUCUUUGCCUGUGAAGUAGCAGCAGGGAUAUGGGGCUUUAUAAACAGGGACACGAUCUCCACUGAGCUCAUUAACUUCUAUGAUGCUGCAUACAUUAAAGCUGUGGAUCCAGUGGGAACACCAUCCAAACAGGCAGCUGCCAAAGUUCUGGAGGUCUUUCAUGACACACUUGAGUGCUGUGGUAAAGGAGAUGACAAUGAACUUUUCACACCUGUCCGAGCUUCUCUGUGUCCCAGGAUGACUAACCCAAUUGACCUGGUCAUCUCUCAGAGUUGCCACAUUAAGCUAAGGGACCUGUUCUCAGAGAAACUGCACCUGAUUGGCUUGGCAGCACUAGUGAUCGCUGUCAUUAUGAUUUUUGAGAUGAUUUUCACCAUGGUGCUCUGCUGUGCAAUUCGCAAUGCUCCUGCAUAUUGAGUGACGGGAUGAUGGUCAUCCUGAUUUUUGCCAGUGACGGGCAGGACAUCAUUUGACUUCUGGACUCACUCCCACUUUCUCGGUUUAGUUGUCCAAGCACAUGAUAAUCUCUGUGUUUUGUAGAGAAUUGUCUUAUUGAUGGUAUGAGGAGGUUUUGAAAUGUUUAAUAACAAUGUGAUUGAUUUUUAAAGACCGUUAUGCUGUAUUGCUUUACUGUUAUUUAAUUGCAUUCGUUCAGUUUAGAUUGUCAAAACAAUCAAUUCCAUUUUGUGCUUAUGGCCUAAUGGGCUUAGUAGCAGAUGUGCCUUUAAACACCUAAACAGUUGUACCAAAAAAUUAACAAAAAAUGCAAGUGUGAAACUUUUGUGGUGAAAAUCCUUGCAAGGUUUUUAAAUAAAUGUGAUAUGGAUCUUAUGUAAUAAAGCCAUUGGGAUCAAAGUCAAACAAUGUUUCCUGUGUGUACAUGGAUUUUACAAUGUCGGCUACCUGAACUGUUUAUGAUUGAAUUCAAUCUUAUAAAAUGAUA